Lasiodiplodia theobromae is the source of this 447-nucleotide messenger RNA. RefSeq names its product Beta/gamma crystallin. The record is from RefSeq and is a predicted model, not a curated record. Bases 1 to 447 code for a protein of 148 amino acids. NCBI's taxonomy places the organism in Eukaryota, Fungi, Ascomycota, Dothideomycetes, Botryosphaeriales, Botryosphaeriaceae. The transcript has a single exon.
AUGAAGCUUACAACCGCCUUCCUCCCCCUCCUCGCCACCCUCACCACCGCCACCCCCACCAACAGCAGCUUGUUCGAGGAAGUUUCCCUCAUCCCAGCCGACGUCGGCCCGGCUUUCACCAACGGCUCCUCGCUCCAAGUAGCGACGCCGCCAGGCCAGAAGCGCGGCAACGGCUGGGUCGGCAUCUACUACUGCCGCAACAACGGCUGGCGCGCGCCCUGCGCGCACACGUGGAUCAAGAUCAACCAGUGCAUGAACUUCCCCCGCGGCUGGGACAACAACAUCAAUUCGUUCGGCCCGGACCCGGGCUCGCACUACUGCAUCCUGCACAGCCAGCCCGGCUGCAAGGGCGGCGAGCCCAAGUUCAGGAUCAAGCACCCCGGCACGGCCAAGACGUCCGAGUACGGGAUCGAUCGGACGGUGAGCAGUGUGAGGUGUAACUACUAG